AUCUGAUUUGAUUAGACCUUUUUUUGUAUAAACACAUGAAAAUAUAUUGUUAUACUCAUACUGACACCGAAAUAUUGUACUUCAUAUAAUUAGCUAUUUGAGUCCUACGUUCACAUUGACAUUGUCCUGAGUGCCUAUACCUGUAUACAGCUAACUAUUCUUUAAUUGUUAUAUGAUAUGACAGUCAUAAUGACUCAAAUAAGUUCAUAUUCACUAAUUUUUUUUAUUGUUUCAAUAGGCAUUAAAGCUAAUUGUCUAUACCAAUUAAUGAAUACUAAUUAAAUGUGCAUUAGGCACCGUCACUGUAUAUUGAUGUACAUUGUAGGCCUACAGUAAACAGUUUGGCCACCGCGGAAUAGAGAUCAAAGUUUAAGCAAACUGAUAGCAUAAUGCUUUAUAAUGUGUGACACCUCACAUUAGGAGACAAGAGCCAUGUUGCUGAAGUUGCUUUUGAUCCUGUGCCUGGCUGACUAUGGAGAAACAACGUGUCCCGAAAGUAACGAGACAGGACCUUUGAGGUACACUGAUGGAAUGAAUAGUGCUGACUUUAUGAUCGCUGGUCAUCAAAAGUCCCUACGUUGUUGUAUUACCGGCUUUACUAGACUGAUCUGGUCCUUUCGUGCCACGGAAAAUGAUACAUGGCAACACAUUAACGGAACAGAUUACCAACUUGACGAGAAUAAUAGGAACCAGACUUUAAUGAUUCUCCCAAAACAGGAUAGCGACCCUCGACCAGGAAGUUACCGCUGUACCGCCACAAAUGCCGAAAACCAUACUCUCAUACACAGAAUAGAAUUAUAUCUGGGAGGCCCCACAGGUCGAGAACAUCCCCAGGCAUUUGGCCCCUCAUCAACCCCUUGUGCUAAGCUGGGCGGGACCAUCUCUUUAAAUUGUUCAGGGGACUUCGGACAACUAGAUUCUAUGCUGAGGAAUGUUGAGUGGUACUACGAUGAUGGCGGGAACCUCACACUGUUGUCUGAUCUGAAUGACAGCCGUAUAACUAGCAGUAUCAAUAAUCAAAUGGCAGAACCUUCAAGUAGCCAGCUUGUAAUAAGAAACGUGACUGAGGCAGACAUAGAUAAAACAUUCAGAUGUUACGUCAGCAGCGUCAAGACUGAGUACAACAAGCACUUCAAAUUUGUAGUUGAACUUUGUCCCACGUUCGUUCAAAUGACCCCAGUUGACAAGAUCAAGGUCGGAGGGAUUACAGCAGGUGCAUCCGUGGUGUUCCUGCUUCUAAUCUUACUAGCUACUUUUAUGGUGUAUUUGCACAAGCCACAGAUAGAGUAUAAACUACGGGGUAAACUACAGGGUUUGUGUGAACGGAAGGGAAACUGGAUACCACUCCCCAACGAUGAGCCUCACCUGUACGAUGCAAUGCUAUUCCACUGCGAUGUUAGUCGGGACUGUGACAUAGGUACAAGCUUGAAGUCGGACUUAAAAGAUGCAGAUUUCAAUGUAGUAACACAGGAAGCAGAUGACGCCGAUGCAGAUAAUCUCACAAUUAACAGUAUCAUUGAGGACCUUGUCAGGAAGUCUGCAGCACUAGUUGUCGUUUACCCGUCGGAUGGUUCCGAUGAAGGUUCCAUGGCAAGGCUUGAAUUCAUCCUUACACUCAUCGACUCCAUCCAUAUAUAUAAUGUCACUGUGAUUCGUCAUACAAAUGAAAAGAACGAAGUUAAUCCUCGACUCAAGGGUUACAAGCAUUUGACCUACGAACCAGAAGAUGACAAUAGAACGCCGCAUAGGAAGUUCCUUUGUGCGCUUUGUAAUAAUAGAAGAAGGCUGCGUAAAAACUUCCUAUGUGCACUCAAGCUUCGUAUUCUAGCUGCAAAAAAUCGAAGGAAAAAGAGAAUGCAACAGGAAGAUUUGCAUGGCCGCCAGGAAGGACUAGUUUAAGCUACCUUAAGGUUGAAUAAAUUGAAAAGUAGAUGUCAGAGGUCACAUAACUAUCAAACAUUGAUUAUCUGUCUGAGACUCUGGGACGUAUAUUCCUAUACCAUAUAGCAGUUUUUCCAGGGUUAGGGUUUGUACAGGGUUGGAAUAAUUUGUAACAUCUGUAUAAAGUAACCAAUCAUAAUGCCUCCGAGAACCAAAAAUGUAACCUGCAUAGUGUAUGGCUGGGGUUUGAGAGAAAAAAACAGCUGGGCACACACAUGUUGUACGUCGACAAGAAUUUCUACAACUCAAACAAUUUUUACUGGAAUCCUACAUUUUUUUCAAUAAUAUGUGUAACACCCUGACAAAACUUUUGAAGCCGCGUAUGGCUUUCUUCUGUACAUCGGCCAGUCUGAAAAAAACAUUUUCACCGUAACAGUUUAUCCGAAGAUAUGUUUGAUAUCAAGACAGAUAAACGUAACUUAAUAAUAAUUAAAAAAAAAAAGUUUUUCUGCAGAACAGGAAGUUACCUAAAUUCUAAAACAUCAAAUCAAAUCUGAGGCAUUUUGAAUAAUUAUUUGAAUAAUAAAUUGGUUUAAUUUGCUACUAUGAAAAUUGGGACUUUCAAAAGAUAGGAUCCUGUUCAUGUGAUUUCCUCAGCUUUGCUUUAAAAACCAUCAGGUCACCUUACAUAACGUUCAAGAUUUUUUUGCAAUAUAUGGUAUAUUUACAUUCAAACAAUUCAUAUUAUAUAUUCAGACCUCACACGACUCAUAUUCACUCUUACUUACAUCAGUUGAUAUAUUUAGACACAAGUACAUGUAAUGGUACCCAUGUACACAUACAUUGCCUUUAUGAGAACAGAGAGAG
Messenger RNA from Mizuhopecten yessoensis (Yesso scallop), 2748 nucleotides. RefSeq lists its product as uncharacterized. The transcript is spliced from 8 exons. Bases 433 to 1899 code for a protein of 488 amino acids. Lineage: Eukaryota; Metazoa; Mollusca; Bivalvia; Pectinida; Pectinidae. The record is from RefSeq and is a predicted model, not a curated record.